ACAGCUACCAGACAACAGUCACCGGCACGCAGACGCUCAGCAAGAGCCAACAGGACAUCGUCGCUCAGCAAGAAACAAGGGGGGCAAUAAUGGCGGAGUACCAGGGCGAGUAUGGACACCCGUACCCGCGCGUCGACCAGUACGGGAACCCCGUGCCGCCGGUGGACCAGUACGGCAACCCGCUCCCGAGGGAGCCGGCGUCCGGUUUCGGCGCCAUCGCUCCCCCCUACAGCGCUGGCGACAGCGCCGCGGGGCACGUGGCGGCGCCUGUCGAGUACGGUGCCGACGCCAAGUAUCCGCACGAUGGCACGGGGAGCGGUGGCGGCGGCGGCGUCACCGCUCCGACCGGUGUGGUGGCGUACUCCAGCGGUGGCGUCGCACCAGCCGAGACGGCGCUUGCGUCGUACGAGGAGGGCAUGGUCCACCUCCAGCCGACCGGGGAGGAGCACACGUUUGGUAUGGCCUCGCAGCUCCAGCCGACCCACGGGGAGGAGCACACGUUUGGCAUGGCCUCGCAGCUCCAGCCGACCGGGGAGGAGCACACGACCCUCGGAGAGAAGCUGAGGCGCUCCGGCAGCUCCAGCUCGUCCUCAGAGGAUGACGAGCAAGGUGGGCGCCGGAAGAAGAGCAUCAAGGAGAAGAUAAAGGAGAAGCUCCCGGGCACCCACAAGCACGAGGAGCAGAAGGCUGGGCACGUGACGACGACGACGACGGGGACGCAUGCAGCGGGGACGCACGAGAAGAAGGGUUUCAUGGAGAAGAUCAAGGAGAAGCUACCGGGACACCACCAUGCUCACUGAGCGUGUGUACCUCAGUUGAGGACUCGGAUUUGAGGGGUCCAGAAUCGUGUGUCGUGCACAGGUCUCUGCAGUCUCUAUAUAUGUUGUGUACGACUUCGGUAGCCUCGACCUCGAUCGCUUGUACCUAGUCAUGCUCAUGCGUGCAUAUUGCUGUGCUCCUUAUAUAUGUAGCAUUAGAAGCUGCGCGCAAGUAGAAUUUGGGUUCUAGUCUAUAUAUACACUGUUAUCGUCGUGUAGGUUUGGCUCUGGCUCGGAGUUGAGUAAUUAUGUUGGGCUCGUUUGGUUUGUGUUUGUAGUAAUCCAUAUGCAUGUUGGCUCU
Molecule: messenger RNA, 1119 nt
Organism: Zea mays
Lineage: Eukaryota; Viridiplantae; Streptophyta; Magnoliopsida; Poales; Poaceae
Product: Dehydrin Xero 1
Exons: 2
Coding region: 90-800 (236 amino acids)
Biological process (GO): cold acclimation; response to water deprivation; response to abscisic acid
Cellular component (GO): cytosol
Source: RefSeq, marked provisional